Molecule: messenger RNA, 1202 nt
Organism: Patiria miniata (bat star)
Lineage: Eukaryota; Metazoa; Echinodermata; Asteroidea; Valvatida; Asterinidae
Gene: mrps35
Product: 28S ribosomal protein S35, mitochondrial-like
Exons: 9
Coding region: 51-1148 (365 amino acids)
Biological process (GO): mitochondrial translation
Cellular component (GO): mitochondrial small ribosomal subunit
Molecular function (GO): structural constituent of ribosome
Source: RefSeq, a predicted model, not a curated record
CGAGUAGUGCGGCAGCCUGAAGGGCGCCCUCCAGUUGUUCUCAAAACAAAAUGGCAGCCUCCUGGGUCGCAUGCCGGCGCCUGUUUGGCCCGUGUUUUUGUCUGCGGAAUUGCUCUGUUUCGUCGGCAACGGAGUUUGUUAAGUUACAAGGCAUCAGGCGGAAUAGCCAACACAGUUCCCUUGUGUCUACGUCGUUACCAGAUGUUGAUUCCGAAAUCGAGAGGGUUUCUAAGCAUUCCUUGCGAGGGAAAGCCAUGCGAGCCAUGCAGGAAAAGCUCAGAAAACGAGAACCGUUGCCACCCCCGAGAGAGCUGAGAAUGAAAGAGGACCAGGAUUGGAGUAACGUCUAUCCCACAGCAGCCCCCUUCAAGUGGUCUGCCGUGCCGCUGCCUCUCAGGAUGGGCUACCCGGUCAGGAGAGGUGUUCCGCCGCACAAGUAUGGAAACGCUGAGCUACUCAAGAUUCCAAACUUCCUUCACUUGACUCCCCCUGCAAUCAAGAAACACUGCGCAGCACUCAAAGAGUUUUGCACCGAGUGGCCCGAAGGACUAGAAACUGACGAGGAUUGUGAGAAGCACUUCCCUCUGGAAGUGAUCACAUCAGACUACGUCUUCAGUGGAGCAUCUCUAAGACAUCCCGAUGCCAGAAUCGUCACAUUGAAGCUCAAAUUGAGGGAUCUUCCGUUAGACAAGCACGCCCACUGGAAGCUGGUUCAGCUCGCCGGCAAAAGGUACAACAAGAAAACGGAGACACUGACGCUCACCACAGAUAGGUGCCCGGUCAGAAAGCAGAACCUGGACUAUGCCAUGUACUUAAUGACUGUGCUCCUCCAUGAAGCCUGGGUUACUGAGCCAUGGGAAGCAGAUAUAACUGAGGAGGACAUGGAGGAGUACGUGUGGGACAUCAGUGCAUCGCGCCGUUCUGUUAUGACUGCGCUGGCUAGGAUGAAGAGCAAGGAUAACAUUGCCGGCGACGUGAGCCCGGGGGAAGAGCUGGAUUACCUGAGGUCACCGGAGGUCAGCGGGUAUCGGGACGCCGUGACAGCCCUCCGGAACACGAAGGAGAGCCAUGAAUCGCUGGAGAGAUACAAAGCAGCGGCCUUGAAUCUUCUGCAAGUGAGCAGUAGGGAGGAGGCACAACCGUUAUGAAUGACAGCGAGGUUCCCGGUCAGGGACAUGGCAGGGUAGGGGAGGGGGUGGGGG